CCCCCGGCCCGGGCUCUUUGUCGGCGCGAGCCGGCGGGGGUCGGCAGCGCCAUGUCCUCCCCCAAGAAUGGCUUCUACCGGCAGGAGAUCACCAAGACCCUCUGGGAAGUGCGGGACCGCUACCGGGACCUGCAGCCGGUGGGGUCCGGCGCCUACGGAGCCGUGUGCUCAGCUGUCGAUGGAAGAAGUGGUACCAAAGUGGCCAUUAAGAAAUUGUACCGCCCGUUUCAGUCUGAACUCUUUGCCAAACGAGCUUACCGAGAGCUGCGCCUCUUGAAACACAUGAAGCAUGAAAACGUCAUUGGAAUUUUGGAUGUGUUUACACCAGAUGUAACACUGGAGAAGUUUAAUGACUUCUACCUCGUUAUGCCAUUUAUGGGAACAGACUUGAGUAAGAUAAUGAAGCAUGAGAAAUUAACUGAAGAUCGAAUCCAGUUCCUGGUAUAUCAGAUGUUGAAAGGCUUAAAGUAUAUUCACUCAUCAGGCAUAAUUCACAGGGAUCUAAAGCCUGGAAACCUGGCCGUAAAUGAAGACUGUGAAUUGAAGAUCCUGGAUUUUGGAUUGGCAAGGCACACAGACAGUGAGAUGACUGGCUAUGUGGUUACAAGGUGGUACAGAGCCCCAGAGGUCAUUCUUAACUGGAUGCAUUAUACUCAGACAGUUGACAUCUGGUCUGUGGGCUGUAUAAUGGCUGAGAUGAUAACAGGCAGACCUCUGUUCAAGGGAAAUGAUCAUCUGGACCAACUCACAGAAAUAAUGAAAAUAACAGGUACACCAACGCAAGAUUUUGUUCAAAAAUUGCACAGUCAAGAUGCAAAAAAUUAUAUCAAAAGCCUCCCAAAAGUCCAGAAGAAAGACUUUGCAUCCAUCUUGAAGUAUGCAAAUCCUUUGGCUGUGAACCUUUUGGAGAAGAUGCUGGUGCUGGAUGCAGAGAAGCGAGUCACUGCAGCUGAGGCUUUGCUGCAUCCCUACUUUGAACCAAUUCACGAUCCUGAGGAAGAGAUUGAAGCUGAGAAAUAUGACGACACAUUUGAUAACAUGGAUCUUCCAUUAGAUGAGUGGAAGCGCAUUACAUAUAAAGAGAUACUUAACUUCAAGCCACCACAGACAUUGGACUCAAAGGAGACAGAAGUGUAAUGGCUCAGUAUUUUCAGAACUCUGAAGGCAGAGAAGUUGUAAAUGUUUGUGACAUUUCAGGUGUAUAAAACUCCUUAUAAAUACGUAAUCUGUUUCAUCUGCACUGUAACAAUGUCCUUUACUCUGCAUGUGGAAGUUGGUGCCUUUGGGGCGUAGCAUUUCAAAAAUAGCCAGAAACUUAUUUCUGCCUACAAACUUCUUCCUUCUGCACAAAAGGACUCAGACUGCAAUAACCUGAUGCCAUCCUCAAAAGAGCAGGAUUAAUUCUUCAACUCAGAGAUCUGAAGAGUGCAAGUUACCACCCCAGGCAAGCUGAAACACAGUAUAUCUGAUGUGCUGUGACUGCCACUGAACUGUCUUGAAUGCAAGGGGUAUUCAUGUGACUUCCUGUGGGAUAUUUCACUUUGCUGAGAUGAAUGGGAAGGCUAAUCAUCUCCUGUUACCUCAGGGACUGCAGUGGGUAGCAAAGUGAGUGAGUGCCUGCAUCCCCUGUCCUCUGUGAGUAGAAGAGAAACUCAGAAUUGUUGAUGUCCUAGAUUUUUUUUCAAAAUAACCAGCAUAGCAGGACAAGAUUUCAUAAACUUGCUAGGUGAACAGUCACUGGAUAUAUAAUCACUGUAUAAUAUUUUUUCCAUAAAUACAGUGCAUUUUCUUUGUAUAGUAGAAUAGGGAUCAAGGAUUUACAGGGAGAAAUUCUUCAGAUUUUCUAAAAUUUUGUAAGCUCAACAUCUUAGUAUUGAAAUUAUCUCAGACAAUCAGCAGUGCUGAUUUUAAAAAUAAAGCUACAUGUGGGUCACUUUAUAGGAAAUGAAAUGAGGACCAAAAUGAUAGACUUCCUCUUCAUCAGGAAUACCUGCAGCAACCUGGCUUUUUUUACAGUGUACAAAGCUGUUACCAAGUGAAGAAUAAUACUGAUUUUUUACUGAUUUCAACUCAUCUUACUUGGAAAAAUAUUCAGACCUUUUGUGGAGAGGUACCUUAGCAGAAGGAGUCAGCUUCCUGAUGGGAUAUAUUGGUUAGGUGCUUCCUGAGUUCCCCUCACUGUCCUGUUACUGUAUUUUCCUAGGUACUUUGUUUGUAAGGGUCUCUGAGAGGUGGGAAAAAGAGCUGGCAAUACUUUGUGAAGAAUUUCUGUAUGAAAUUGCUUAUCUUUUUUAAAGGUAGUAUCUUCACAGUUGACUGUUUGUUUGGAUAUUCCCAAUGUAAUAACACCAGGGUGUGUUACUACUGAGUGAAAUGAAUGUGAAAUACAUUUGAUCCUAGCAGGUAGUAACUGGAAAAAAGAAGAAAUUACUUGUUUGUUUUGGUUUUUUUUUUGCUUUAAUAUCCAAUAUAAACCAUAAGUUUAAUAAAGGCACAGUUACUCUGUUUCUUUCAAUGAAUGUUUGAACUAAACACCUGUAAAUGUUAGCAUUUGUUUAAAAAUUGUGAUGAGAGUUGAUUAGCUGAGGUGGACACCUAGAGAGACUAAAUAGUAACAGAGACCUUAAAUUCAUGUAUUUGGCGCGUCAUUAAAAAUGACAGUUUCAGGAAUUCAUUAAAAAAAAAGCAAAGAAUGUAUAUUGAAUCAAAAUGUUUUUCCAAACUACAGCUUUCUCACAGAGGAAGGCAUACUUAAGAGUCAUGCCCCAUUUUGCACUAUGGACUUUCUGCUUGGUCUACACUUCUGUGUUAAAUAGGAACUUUAUCUUUUACAGAAUAGAUAUUGUCUCUUAGGAUCAUGUUCUUUGGUCUUCUUAAAAGUUGUGGGAGAAAAGUGCCUCUUGGAAUUAGUUGUGUUGAUAGACUGAGUCAAUGGGAAAUGAAAAAUGUCAAACACUUACUUGAAAAUGCUGCCUCUAUAUUUUAAAUAGAUUUCAACAUCCUAAAUUCUAGCAAAUGCCUGAAGUCUGGAGAUAAUGCAGAUGGCUCAAAUGUUAGUCAGACUAGGAGGGAGUAUUUUUUUAAUUGAAAAACUGCUUUGCAUUUUCUUCCCUAAAGGCUAAUGCUUCAGUGGGCAUUUCCACAAAGUCAAGCCCUAAAAUCCUCCACUGGCUGAGGUGAACUUUUCCUUGUCUUAAUUUUUACUUAGCGUUGGAGAAGCAGCCAGCACACAUGAGAAAGACAUAAAAAGAUAAUGUUAGCUUUUCUUGGUAGUGGAGAAAUAGAGAACUCUUAAAGUAACUGAAGACCUUGAUGCAUAUGUCAGCAAAAACAGACGUACUGCUGUGCUAUCAGCAAAUGGCAAAGCCAACAUCAAGUUGGUCAAGAAGUUUCUGUGAAGACAUUGAAUUGUGCAGAAAUGGCUCCAAGUGGCCAUCUCUCCAGUAGAAAUCAUUAAAAGAACUGUGAGAUGAAAGCAGAAAUACUUUGCAGCGGAAGCAGCUGCUACUCAGAGGGAGAGACAACAGUUCCUAAGUUUUUAUUUGCUAUUCCUACUGGUGCUAAGCAACUCAGGUAUAAGAACCCAAUUUCUGUUUGCCUUAAAAGAGAAAUGUAAAUACAUUCUGCAUGUACAUGAAAUGUGUUGUGACAAAUAAAGGUUGUGAGUUUGUUUUUUACACAAUAAUGGUCUUAUUUUCCUCAUAUGUAUUCUCAGAUGUAUAAUCAGUACUGAAAAUAUUACUUUCAGUAAAGGGAUCUGUAUGAAAUUA
This is a messenger RNA of Zonotrichia leucophrys gambelii, 3770 nucleotides long. It is a transcript of the gene MAPK12, whose product is annotated as mitogen-activated protein kinase 12. Lineage: Eukaryota; Metazoa; Chordata; Aves; Passeriformes; Passerellidae. The record is from RefSeq and is a predicted model, not a curated record. Gene Ontology annotation, biological process: protein phosphorylation; MAPK cascade. The coding region runs from base 52 to 1137 and encodes 361 amino acids. Gene Ontology annotation, cellular component: nucleus; cytoplasm. The transcript is spliced from 12 exons. Gene Ontology annotation, molecular function: MAP kinase activity; ATP binding.